UCCAGUGCGCAUGAUCAGGAAAUUCCCACGAAAGUACAUCACUGACCUCAGUUGCAUCGUAGUUGACAGAUAAAUUCAUUUAGUUGCUGGAUGAAGUGGAUAUUUGUUACCGUGAUUAAUUUCGACGACUGGCCAGGCAGUGAAUAUUAAGAAAGAGCGUGAAAUUAUUGAGGUAAGAGGUACUGCAAUGGACAGUACAUCCGAAGUUGGUUUAAAAACCAACGAAGAGAUUAUAGAAGAGCUCACGAAAGAUCUAGAAAGUUCUUGUAAUAGAGAAGAUGAAAACUCUGUAUCGAAUGACAACAAUGCGAAAUCGAACGUGAAAAGAAGCAAUUUGUCGAAUGAUUUUUGCGAACAGGUGGGGGAGAAUAGCUAUACCGAUACUAACCCUAAAACGCAAAAUGCAGAAAAAACGGAUCUUCCAAGUGAUUUCGUGGACGAAGAAUUAUUGAAAGACAGAGAACUUGGUCUCUCCGAAAGCGAAAAAGAAACGUUUAGAAACGAAGCGGCGAAACUAAAGAACGAGGGUAACGAUCUUUUUAAAAGCGGCGAGUAUACGAAGGCAAUAUCAGUUUACACACAAGGAAUACAAACUUGUCCCUUAAGUUAUAGUAAAGAAAGAUCUGUGUUGUACGCGAAUAGAGCCGCUGCGAAAUCUAAAUGUUUGGAAAAAGAAUCUGCGAUAUUGGAUUGUACAAAAGCUAUAGAAUUAGAUCCUAGUUACUUAAAAGUACUUGUUAGGAGAGCACAAUUAUACGAAGAGACUGAUAAGCUAGACGAAGCUUUGGCAGACUUUAAGAAGAUUCUAACGUACGAUUCUAGUCACGCGGAAGCAAAUAGCGCCGUUCGGAGAUUACCUUCGUUGAUCGAAGAAAAGAACGCAAAAUUAGCAAAAGAAAUGUUUGGGAAACUUAAAGAUUUGGGAAAUAUGGUGUUAAAACCUUUUGGACUUUCUACAAAUAAUUUUCGGUUGGAGAAAAAUCCAAACAACGAAAGUUAUUCCGUUAAGUUUGAACAGAACCCUAGCUAAUACGUUAAUACGUUAAUCGGUGUAUGUUCCACGAGUUGCAGAAUAUUUAUAAAUACUUGUGUAAAUUCUGCUGGAACGCUGUGCUUUUUAUUC
This is a messenger RNA of Colletes gigas, 1123 nucleotides long. It is a transcript of the gene Ttc1, whose product is annotated as tetratricopeptide repeat protein 1. The record is from RefSeq and is a predicted model, not a curated record. The transcript has 4 exons. NCBI's taxonomy places the organism in Eukaryota, Metazoa, Arthropoda, Insecta, Hymenoptera, Colletidae. Gene Ontology annotation, molecular function: protein binding. The coding region runs from base 188 to 1030 and encodes 280 amino acids.